This is a messenger RNA of Megalops cyprinoides (Indo-Pacific tarpon), 2394 nucleotides long. RefSeq names its product bone morphogenetic protein 2-like. Lineage: Eukaryota; Metazoa; Chordata; Actinopteri; Elopiformes; Megalopidae. The coding region runs from base 482 to 1786 and encodes 434 amino acids. Gene Ontology annotation, biological process: SMAD protein signal transduction; BMP signaling pathway. The transcript has 3 exons. The record is from RefSeq and is a predicted model, not a curated record. Gene Ontology annotation, cellular component: extracellular region. Gene Ontology annotation, molecular function: growth factor activity; cytokine activity.
GAGAGACAAAAAGAAAGGAAAGGAGGUAGAAGGAGUGAGUGAGCAAGAGUUUUGCCAGUUAGAGAAACUUCUUUACCUGAUUUUUUUGUCUCAGACCAGCCUUUGUUUUUCAUCUCAGGCCAGGCGCAGCUGAAGAUGAGCGAGCCAGGGGACUGAGACCAGCAGGGAAACCGCCGGGUUUUACAAGCUGCGAGCCAGGCCGACAAACAGGAUGAGGAGGUGAGAGGGCUUCGCGGAGCAGGGCGACAGCGCGAGAGAUGAGGAAGGAGUGCCACCCAACACAACGUACCACCGUUCCUGGGGAAGACAGACUCUGACCUGAGAAAGAGAAGGAGAGUAAGAGAGAAAGAAAGGGGGGGGGGCUGUCUACAGUGCACACACAGCAGCCUCAGGAAAGAGGGACGAGCGUCCGUUCGCUACGCUGGAGCACAAGGACACACCAUGGACUCUGCACGUCUCCCGCUCCACCUUGACCUCCAUAAUGUUACUUGCUAACCUUCUGGUCCUGAUGGUCCUGCUGCUACCUCAAGCGCUGUCGGGUCACCAGGGCGGUUCUGUCAACCCGACCGCCUUCCCGCCAUCCCAGCUCGAGCCCGGCCUGGCCCAGUCCAUCCAGAACGCCCUGCUUACCCGCCUGGGGCUGCAGUCCCGCCCUGCCCCUCGACCCGGGACGCCCAUUCCCCAGUACCUGCUGGACCUGUACCGCUUCCAGUCCCAGCAGUACCACCUGCUGCAAAACCCUGACUUCAGCUACCCCACGCACCACAUCCAGGGGGCCAACACGGUGCGCAGCUUCCACCACCAGGAUUCUGAGGACCCCUGCUUCCAGCUGCAAAGCAUUGCAGAGGAUGCAGACCACUUUAAUAUCUCCUUCAAUGUCUCCUCCAUACCCUUCGAUGAACACAUCACCUCUGCAGAACUCCGCCUCCUGCGGGGUGUGGCUGGGAGCGGCUCUGCCGCCCACAGGGUUGAGCUCUAUGUUUACGGGAACUCCUGGGAAACGGGGGCCAUGCUGUUAGAGUCCCGCCCCCUCGUGCAGAAGGGUGGGUCCCCAGAGGCCUGGGAGAGUUUCAGCCUCCACCCAGACCUGUUUGACAGGGUCAGGAGGCAGCCCAGUCACCUGGGUUUCAUGCUUAAGGUGUCCCCCAUGAACAAGAAUCUGUCCCCUAAGCCCCUUAAGGCUGGGCAGAUGGGGGAGCACCUCAGGGUGCGUAGGUCCUCGGGACAAAGCGAACCAAGCUGGGCUCAAGAGAGACCCCUGCUGGUGACGUACAGCCACGAUGGACGCGGGCAACCUUUGGCGCCCCCUGCUGUGCACCCAGAGAAGUGGCUCUUGGCGGGGGUGCAGAGGAAGAGAAGGAGAGGUGGGAAGAGCGGGAGGGGGAGAGAGAGGCACAGGAGCAGGGGUGUGGAACGGGACCGGCGGGUCAAGCGGAACGGAGGCCGGGCGGCGAAGCUGAAGCGGCUCUCGCGGGCCCGCUGCCGGCGUCACCCGCUGUACGUGGACUUCAACGACGUGGGCUGGAACAAGUGGAUCGUGGCGCCCAGCGGCUACCACGCCUUCUUCUGCCUGGGCGAGUGCCGCUUCCCCCUGGCCGACCACCUGAACUCCUCCAGCCACGCCAUGGUGCAGACGCUGGUCAAUUCAGUCAACAGCGCCAUUCCCAGGGCCUGCUGCGUGCCCACUGCCCUCAGCCCCAUCGCCAUGCUCUACCUGGACCAGCACGACCGCGUGGUCCUCAAGAACUACCAGGACAUGGUGGUGGAGGGCUGCGGCUGUCGGUAACAGACAGAGGAGAGACAGAUAGAGAGAGAGAGAGAGAGAGAGAGAGUAAGACAGAGAGAGCAGAGGGAUGAGCCUCCUUUGGCAGUGGGCAGCAACCUCAACCACACGUCCCCAUUUCCACAAUUCCCAGCUGCACACCAUCACCUGUGUUCUGGAAAGGGAUACAAGCAUCAUGUUGCCUGCCUGGACGGGCGUAUUUUAAGACCCAUUGCCCAUCUGGCCACACCCGUGUGACUCUGUGGACUAUGCCGUACGACAACUGCCUGCUUUUCUGUGUGUGUACGCUGUGCACAUCUGUUUGCUUGAGUCUGCUGCUUAGCGUCUUGCUCUUCAGCGCCUUUGAUCACCAGUUACAUAUUGUAGCAUGAAGUUAUCGUUGCUCCAUUGUUUGGGGGAAAUAAUUUGCUGGCAAAGAAACUCCUAAAAGCGGGGACUUGGAUAAAUGGAUAAAUGAACCAUUGGACCAUUGCUGAUUGGUUUUACAGUGGUAUUUCAUUCCAAGGGCUUAUUGCUGGCGGCUCAGUGCUAUUUUCUUAACCAACCCAGUGCAUGUGUAUUGGGUCAGUAGUAGCUCAACAAAGCUUUAUAAAGCUUUCAGUCACAAGAUA